This is a messenger RNA of Colletotrichum truncatum, 1836 nucleotides long. Its product is annotated as major facilitator superfamily transporter. Gene Ontology annotation, cellular component: plasma membrane. The record is from RefSeq and is a predicted model, not a curated record. NCBI's taxonomy places the organism in Eukaryota, Fungi, Ascomycota, Sordariomycetes, Glomerellales, Glomerellaceae. Gene Ontology annotation, molecular function: transmembrane transporter activity. Gene Ontology annotation, biological process: transmembrane transport.
AUGGAUCUGACUCCAGGGUCUUCCCGAGCAUCUCGACGACUUGAACAGAAACCAGACACCGCUCCUGGCCUACCAUACCCAGCUCCAACAUAUGAAGCGAGACUUUCAGCUGGCUCCAGUUUAUUCCAACCACUAUGGGCGCGCGAUAACGAGAGAAAAGGUGACGAUGCCUUUUGGACAAUCAAAUUGGAGGGUUUUGGUAGCCCCAACAGUUCAUCAACCGCGAUCGACAAGAAAUUUGAACAUCGGAAGACUCUGCAGGAAUCAUUCCGUGGAGAUUCACAGGUCCAAGACAAUGUUCUUUACAAAGAUGGUCAACUUAUACUUCAACCCGCACCAACUCAAGACCCACGGGAUCCGCUCAACUUGCCCCUAUCGCGGAAGAUACUGGGAUGUUUCUGUCUGUGCUGUUUUGGCGCAUUAGCCGCUGCAGCUGAGCUUAUUCUCGGCGCCAUGUUGCCAGUAUUCGCUUUGGAAUACGCCAACCUUGAUCCAAAAAUACUGAAGGCUUUGACAUCAAGUGGUGGUCUUCCUUCGGGCAGCGACCCUUUAAAGAUUCUAUCAGGGCUUCCCAAUGCCCCACCGAUAUUUCAAGUCUACCUAUUAGCCUCGCUUCCUGUCUUGGUCAUCGGCUUAGCCAAUCUGAUUCUGGUACCAAUGGCCAUUUCAGUCGGUCGUCGUCCUGUCGUACUAAGCACCGGUAUACUUGCUAUUAUCGGAUGCCUCUGGGCCGGAAGCAGCAAAUCUUUAACAUCACAUCUAUUGGCUCGUUGCGUGCAGGCUGUUGGCGCUGGCACUGUCGAAAGCCUAAUUCCGUUCAUUCUCCAAGACAUGAUUUUUGUUCAUCAACGAAACUCCUGGAUAUCGUCUGUCUUUGCAGCUCAAGGCCUCAUUAUCAUUGUUCUCGGCAUCGCCACGCCAUACAUCAUCAUUGAUCUCAGUUGGCGCUGGAUUUACUACAUUACGGCCAUAGGUGCAGCAGUCUUUCUUAUUGGCAUCUAUUUUUUCAUGCCAGAAACCAGAUGGCAGAGAACUCGCGCGGAAAUGAACGGUGUUCCUCGGAUAGAGGACGGGCGUAGACAACCACCGAGAACCUUUCGAUAUGAUAUCGCCUUAUUCCAUGGCAAUUUGGAGUGGCGCAAGGGCUGGAAUGCUUUCGUCAACACGCUCCGCACGUUCUUUUAUCCGCAAAUAUUUUUUAUUACCAUGCUGAACAGUGUGAUGAUUGCCUGCGCGCUUGCAGCGGGAUACACGGUGGCGCCUGCGCUUUUGACGCAGCCGUGGUCAUGGGACUUUAUGAUACUUGGUCUGUGCCUAGUGCCAGUUUUGAUCGCUGCUAUUGCUGUCGCCUUUGUGACCGGCGGUGCGGCUGAUUGGAUGGCAAACCGUAUUGCCAAGAAACGUGGAGUUCGUGUGCCAGAAAACCAGCUUGUCAACUUGAUUAUCCCGACUAUUGCUGGCAUUGUAGGCUCAGUUAUCUUUGGUCUGGCCGGAUCCAACCAGGCAACAUACUCUCCAACCACGUUUCUCACUGGCCUCGGUCUGAUGGCUUUCGGUUUCUUGGGUGCCAACACUAUUGGCGCAGUUUACGUUCUAGAAUGCUACCCUCACCUCGCAGGACCUGCUUUGGUAAACAUAGCAUCAUUUAGAUGCUUGUUGGCGUUUGUAUUGUCAUUCAAAAUAUCUGACUGGGUCAUAGAAAUGGGUUACUUCGGCGCUAUGAUGAUCUACACUGGACUGAUUAGCGUUUUCGCCCUUUUCAUCCCAGUAGUUUACUUCUAUGGACCAGCAUGGAGAAAGAGAUGGCCUGCAGACCACUUCGGGGAUCAGCUGUGA